UAGUGUCGAGGCAUAGAAGUGUGGAGCAGUUGUAUUCAGUACCCAGUACUCAGUACUCAGUACCGCAGUCAGUCAGAAUUCAAAUCGCAAUCAGAUCCCAAAUCUGGCAAACCGAUCGGACCCAUUUCAAAUCAAAAUCAAAAUCCAAAUCCAAAUCGAAUUGCAAACUUUAAUUGAAAAUUAAAUUUCAAAAUUUAUUGAAAGACAUUGUCUCGCGUGCUCACUGAAAUCAUCGCAAAGAAAUCAAGGUUUGAACUCUGGUUCUUCCCCUCAUUUGGUGUCUGUUGUACGUAAUAUUUUUGUUAAUUUUUUUGAAAGUGCGUGCGUGUUAUGAAAAGUUUGUUUGAGGGGCUUUCUUUUUGAACAACAAAACAGAAAAAAGAAAAACGAACGUAAAGCGAAAAAAAAGACCCCGACCUAGAACUAAAAGAAAGCGGAAAGAGGCAGGAUGUCGGACAAGCAGCAGGAAAAGGAACCAAUCCCCGAGGAGAAGGUGCAGCAGCAGCAGCAGCGGGAGCAGCGGGAGCAGAGGGAGCAGCGGGAUCAGGAGGCUUCUGGCAGCAGAAAUGGGUGUUGCGGAUCCUGCCCAGAUGCGGAUGCGGAACCGGAAGUGGAAAUAGACGUGGAGGUGGAGGAGGCAUCGGGAUCAGCAAUUGGAGCUGCAGCUGCCGGCGGAUCGGAUGCACCCGGUCCGGCCAAUCCGAAUCCGGGACUGGAACGCGACCGGGACAGGGACUCGCACGGCGACAGAUCCACUCAUCGUGAUGAGUUUGGCACACAGCGUGUUUACAAGAAGACCUCGCCAAACUGUGUGCUGACUUUAUAUUUACCCACUCGCGAGAUAACGCUCACCGGAAAUAAUCCGUCCGUUUUGAGGGGCAUCGUCUACGUGGAUCCGAAGGCCAUCCAGGGAUAUCGCGUAUACGCCCAGCUGACGCUGACGUUCCGGUAUGGCCGCGAGGAUGAGGAGGUGAUGGGUCUGCGAUUCUGCAACGAGGCCAUUAUGUCGCUGCACCAGAUUUGGCCACGACUCGAGGAGCCCACGCCAGAGUCCCUCAGUCCAUUGCAGGAGGCCCUGAUGAAGCGCCUGGGCGACGGAGCCCAUCCCUUCACCCUCUCGCUGUCCUCCUACGCCCCACCCAGUGUCCAGUUGGUGCCCGCCAAGCGCUACUACGGAGCACCCAUUGGCACCAGCUACGAUGUCCGCUGCUUCAUUGCGGACAAAACAGAUGAGAAGUUUCAUCGCCGGGCCUCCGUAAAGAUGGGCGUACGCGUCAUCUAUCGCACGGAUGUCUUUCAUCAGCACUUGGCGCCCGAACAGUAUGCCGCCUACGCCGGUCGUCAGAACAACGCCCAAUCGCCGCCGGCCAGUGCCACGCCCCCGUCGGGCGGUGAGGGCGGCGAGCAGCACAUCCAUCAGCAAUCGCAAUCGCAGCCAACAAGCGGUUCCAAGCACAAGUCAAAGUCCGAGCGCGGCGACUCCUUUCCCAAGUUGCGUCUCUCGCCGAAAUCCUUUCGGUUCAGCGGUCGUUUUGGGCGCAGCAAGAGCGAGAUCGAAAAGUGUCCCAAUGAUCCUUUCCACAGCUACAGCAAGUCCUUCCAGGAGCACUGCGACAGCAUGUUGCCGCCGCACACUGGAGCCGGGGUCACCGGUGGCAUCGGUGGCGUCAGUGUGGGUCCUUGUGGCGGUCCCCAAGGAUCCGUGGACAAGCCGUUCCUGCUGCACGACGGCCGGGUGGGCUUGAGGGCCAGCUUGGACAAGGGCUGGUAUACACACGGCGAGGACGUUCAGGUGACCGUCAAUAUACGCAACGAUAGCCGCAAGACGGUCCGCAAAGUGCGGGUCUGCGCCAUUCAGCACGUCGACGUUUGCAUGUUCAACAACGGCAAGUUCAAGAAUGUGGUGGCCGAUUCGGAUAAUGUCACACCGCCGGUGGAUCGCACAGUGGCCGCUGGAGCCUCGUUGAACACCACGGUGACGCUGCGUCCGCAACGCGGUCCCACCAAGAACUGGAUCGCCCUGGAGGACACUUUGCAGCGGAGCACCGAGCCGGAGGAGAUCACCGGCGCCAUCGCUGCUUCGGCCAUCCGCUCGCCACACUUUGUCAUGCAGAACGCCCAGCUGUUGGGCGGUUGCGGCCAUCCGCUUGGCAGUCCGGCAUUGGUCACCCCACAUCCACACCUGUGGCAGCCGGGCCCGCAAGGUCAGGGUCAGUCGGGUAAUCCCAACGCCGCCGGCGCCGGUGGCAAUGAGGAGCGCAACGUGUUCGCCAUCUAUGUGUCCUACUACGUCAAGGUGAAGCUAACCCUGAGCGGCAUGGGUGGCGAGUUGUCCCUGAAGUUGCCCUUCGUCCUCGUCCACGUGGAUGAGACACAGCGUCCGGGCUUUGCCUCCGCCACGCUGGGCGAACUGCGCAUGGAGAUGGAGCGCCUGGCCCUGCAUGAUGCACCCGUGGGCAAGCGUAACGGACGACGGCAGGCACAGGCCACGGCCACAGAGAUCGGAGAUGGACCCUCCACCAGUGCGGCUGCUGCCGCCGCAGCCGCUGCUGCCAAGUCGGCCUCCCAAUCCUUCGGCCAGUCAGCCGGGCAGCUGGACAUGAUCGAGAGCCUGGACGAUGAGUUCAACAUUCGGGUGCCAGUGCCAAAACACGGCUCCCACAAGCGGCGUUUGCUGCGCAGCGAGACCUUGGCCCGCGAUCUGGAGGAGCACGAGGAGCAUGGUCCGAUGGCCGAGGAAGAGGACCACAUCGUUCAGAUUCACUUGGAGCAGGUGUCACCGGACAGGGACGAGGUGCAGCCUGAGGAGCGGGCGCCGGAGGAGCAGGUGAGCCACGCCCCCGGUGCCGAGACCGGUGCGGUACCCAAGUCGUCGAAUGUGUGAUUCUGAUUGUGGUCCCAGAUGUUUGCCAAACGCAAGAGGAAGCCGUAGUACCCGAUUUCCCAAGUGGUAGUAUAGGGUAAUUGUGUCCCAAGUCCAAUUACUAUUUCCCAGAACGCGAAAAUCGAUUGAAAUCGAUCAAAUAUAUAAUUGUUUAUGUUUUGAUCUAAUUUGUUCAAGCAGUUUCCUGUUCUAUUUUUAUUUGAGAAUGUUAAACUGUUUUGCGCUUUAGCAAUACGUCCAAAAACUAUACAUUUUUUGACAAAUAGAACCACGUUUGUAUGUACGUCUAAGCCUGCUGUUUAAUAAGGCGCUUUAGUUUUUGUAACAUUUUCGAUUCAGCAGCAUUUUAAAAAUACACGUUUGAAAACGUUUUUAAAGGUAUGAGCAGCAACUCUCGGAGUUGCGGCCACUGUAAAUUUUAAAAGGAAAACCAUUCAGUUUCGGUUUCAGCAGUCAAAUGUCAGGAGUUAGAUGAUAGGUACCCAAUAUGAAAGGGUGGGGAUUCGAAAGAAGUUUAUAGGUAUUAAAAAGUAGAUGGUUUCCAAAAUCGGAGAGAAAGAAAUCCAAAAAUGAACUAGAAGGCAACGGUAUUCCCUAGGAAUUAGACAAUGAAUUGAGGUGAAAUUUUUGCAGUUUGAUUAAAAUGGUGAAUGUGAGUUGCGAGUUGCGACGAAGGCGUUGAAGUCAAAGUUGAGGUAGUCGUAGAUAAAGUUAAGAUUUAUGAUUUGAUAUUAGCCAUGCAAUGCGUUGAAAUUGAUGAUAUUUUGCGUGGAUUGGCAGGAUAGAGUAGCCUAUACGAGUAGCUAAUGGCAUCAACAGUAUUGAAAUUGGAAGGCAAGCCAACCCAAAAGCAAAGUCAAAACAUAUAUAUUUACCUAGAUCUUAAGUGAGUGUGGUUCAAAUGAAAUCUAUGUAUGUGUAUGCAACUAUGCAUUAAUUUACAAACAAAAAAACAAAUGCCAAUUGAAAUGCCCAUUUUUCAAAUCGCACAGAUGUCACCAUUAGGGAUAUACUAUCUAAAUAAUCAUAUAUUUACUGAAUAUUAAAUGUUUGAUGUGUAUUUACAAAACGACAAGGAAAUAUUACAGAGGCCAAAGGCAGAGGCAAAUACACACACUAACCAUUGGUGUAAAAAUCUCGUUGCGGUUUCAAGCUGACAAAAAGUAUUUACAAAUAACCAACCAACCAAAAAAAAAAAAAAAAAAAACACAAAGUAACAAACACAACACAUAUCUGUGGGUUUUCUGGCUUUUGUUGCCAACGUCAGUGUGUUAUUGUCGCAAUGUAUUGAUUCAAAUCUAUGGUCAAAUUAGGCGAAUUAAGCAGACAGGUGUCACUGCAAAAAGGUGAUUCUCUCAGAGUAUGAAAAACCUAAAUCUAACGACAAAGUUCCGAACAGUAAGGCAAAAAGCAGCCACGAAGGAUCGACACUAUAGCUAUAGUUUUUUAAAUCGUAUUGAGACACCUGGAAUAUCUGAUUAAUGAUCUGAUGGUGAUCCAGAUACCUAAAGAGUUUUGAAUGAAUUGUGGAAAUGUCCUGUUUGAAAGGAGGAUGCGGUAUGAACUUAAACCACCAAGAAAUGCGAACCUAUGAUAUCGAAGAUUUUUAAUGUUAGCUGUACGAAAAUCCAUAUGAAUAUGCAUACUACUACUACAAUGAGAAGGGAUAUUGGAAAUGGAAAACUGAUAACAAUAUUAAUAAUAUUUAUGUGUACGAGUAUAUGUGUCUACAGUUAAUGUGCAACAUUGAAACACACUGAAUAAUGAUGAAUUUAUGAAUGUUCGUAACACGAUUAAGUAAUCGCUAUGCUCGGCUUACGCAAUCUUUGUGCAGAUCAAUAUGCUGAUCGAAAUAGACAUUUAAACUUAAAUAGAACUAUAUAUUUAUGUGAGUGUUGCUUUGUCAAGCCAAGCUGCUACUUGAUUUUCGAAACAAAAAACAAAAAAACAAAAAAACAAAAAAAAGAACUCUACACUAACGCAAAGGCGAAAAAAAUAAACUUAAAUGUGAUGCAUUUCUAUGAAUACACUAAAUGAAUACAUAACCCUAUAUACAAUCAUAUAUGUAUACACUGUAUCGAUGGCUAUUUAGAAUUAAGACUCUCGAUCCGCAACCGCAUUCCCUUUACUUUAAGAGCUGGACUCUAUUCACAGCCAAGGAUUGCGCAAACAUUUUGGUUACCCUCCUCCUCCUCCACCUGCUAAUCCUGCUCCCCUUCUCCUAUACAUUCGAAUCCGUUGUCCUUUCCGUCUCCGGAGCUUCAGAUACCACAGCCAAUUGAUUGAUGAUAAAUCCUGGCGAUGGUCAGCAGCCAGCAGUGGGUGCAAUCUUCACUCCUUCCAUGGAUACUGCGCGAUGGACUCUGGGGGCAGACGGGGCGCUCUGGAAUAUCUGAGAAUUUAAUAAAA
Messenger RNA from Drosophila santomea, 5293 nucleotides. RefSeq lists its product as uncharacterized. The coding region runs from base 449 to 2884 and encodes 811 amino acids. Gene Ontology annotation, molecular function: G protein-coupled receptor binding. Gene Ontology annotation, biological process: G protein-coupled receptor internalization; signal transduction. Lineage: Eukaryota; Metazoa; Arthropoda; Insecta; Diptera; Drosophilidae. The transcript is spliced from 8 exons. Gene Ontology annotation, cellular component: cytoplasm. The record is from RefSeq and is a predicted model, not a curated record.